AGUGUUAGUAAUUCUUUUCAGAGCCACAAUGGAAGAGGACUCCUCUAAGGAUAAAAACUUGCACACCAAGAAAGAGCCACACUAUAGAGGAGUCCGGCAGCGGCCGUGGGGAAAGUUCGCGGCUGAGAUUCGGGACCCCACCCGCCAUGGCGGCCGAGUGUGGCUGGGAACAUUCCUCACGGCCGUCGAGGCUGCUAGGGCUUAUGACCGUGCUGCCUUUGAGAUGAGAGGUGCUUCAGCCGUUCUCAAUUUUCCAAAUGAGUAUCCUUCAUGCUCUUCUAUGAGUUCCUCUUCAUCAUUAGCACCUUCUUCUUCUUCUUCCUCUUCAUCUUCUUCCAUGCUUAAAAAUGAUUAUGGUAAACAAGUUAUUGAGUUUGAGUGCUUGGAUGACAAAUUGUUGGAGGACCUUCUUGAUUGUGAUGACUAUGCCUACCAGAAAGACUUGCCUAAGAAGUGACAUUAAUUAAUUUGCGAUCAAUUUUCUAUGCUAGAUUCAUUUCAACGCACCUAAAAAAUGAAACAAAAUAAAAUAAAUAAAGCAUAUACCUACCAUAAUGUCUUCAAUAUAAAUCGUUUUACUUUAGGCAGUAUUUUAUUUUAGUGGGUACGGUUUGUAAUAUAUUUGAUUAAGUAUGAUAUGGUUCAACCUUUUAAUUAGUUUUAUUGAUGUCUCCGAUCAAUAAAAUAUAAUAACUUGGCUUAUAGAAAUAUAGUAUUGAAAAAAAAGAGUUAUUCGCCAUUAUAUAUGUAAUAUGCUUCAUCUCC
Messenger RNA from Vigna unguiculata (cowpea), 765 nucleotides. Its product is annotated as ethylene-responsive transcription factor ERF096 pseudogene. The record is from RefSeq and is a predicted model, not a curated record. Lineage: Eukaryota; Viridiplantae; Streptophyta; Magnoliopsida; Fabales; Fabaceae.